CUGAUGAGUUUAUAAGCCAGGGUUUGGAUCACCAAAACGUAAUUUACAAACAAAUGAACGUUAUGUAACUCGCACCGCUGCGGCACGGGCUCUCCUCUCCAAACCGCGAUGUGAAAUCACGACCGGGCGAGACUUAAUGUAGUGACUUGUGAAAUCCCAUUGUUUCAGAAUUGAUUUCAGUGUGAAAUGCUUAAGUGGAACGGGGUCGUUGCCCGAAGCAAACCAGCGUUAGCAUUGUCAGAUGCUAACACAGUUAGCUCACCAAUAGCAGCAGGUCCGUGUUUUUUUCCACUGACAGCUAGCUAACCAGGCUAACCGAGCCCGUUUUCGAAGGUGUGACUUCAAUGUUUCACAAAAACGAUAUGUAAAACAGAUUAGUGUUCGAGUAGUGGUUUUCCAGCUGAAUAAUGACCGCAUAAAUAACAGUUUUUAAGAUUUUAAGUGAAUAAACUUACCAGAUGGCAACCGGUUUAUUGGAGUAAAAGCGAGCGAUCGACUGAAAGCUAAAGAAAAAAACAACCAGGAACUAUCUCCCGGAUGACGUCAACCAACGUCCGGUGUGAGGACUGACGACUUCCGUGCUUACCCACGUUUUCACGUUUGUCUCACAUGAGAUACAAGUAUUCGUGGAUAGAGAUUGCUUUAAAAAAUAUUCACUAUGAGGCCACUAACAGAAGAAGAGACGAAAGUUAUGUUUGAGAAGCUGUCGAAAUACAUCGGUGAAAACAUUAAACUUCUAGUCGACCGACCUGACGGUUCCUACUGUUUCAGACUACACAAUGACCGUGUGUACUAUAUGAGUGAGAAAAUUCUUAAAUUGGCCACAAACAUUUCCCGGGACAAGCUUGUUUCAGUGGGAACAUGUUUUGGAAAGUUCACAAAGACCAUUAAAUUCCGCCUGCACAUCACAGCUCUGGAUUUCCUGGCACCGUAUGCAAAGUUCAAGGUGUGGGUGAAACCUGGACAAGAGCAGUCUUUCCUCUACGGGAACCAUGUGCUAAAAUCGGGGCUUGGCAGAAUCACAGAGAACACCAUGCAGUACCAGGGAGUCGUGGUCUACUCCAUGACGGAUGUGCCUCUGGGUUUUGGAGUGGCAGCCAAGACUACCCAGGAGUGUCGGCGAGUGGAUCCCAUGUCCAUCGUAGUGUUCCACCAGGCUGACGUAGGAGAAUUCAUCAGGAAUGAAGACACAUUAACAUAAAGAAGCAACAGCUGAACUGUGAAAUGCCCUUUUUCUUAGUCAUUUUACACCAGGUAACCUCUACUCAAAUCCACCCAAAGAAUAAGGUUUUUUAUUUGAGGUGGUUGGAUCUGAAGGCCUGGUUCAAAGGCACUUUAGUAGCCGAUGUGUCAACUCACCCAUAUUUCCAAUGCAGUCUAUGGACUGACAUGAAAACCUGCCAUCCACAGAAUUCAUUAGUCGCAGAGGCUCCUGAUCGAGCUGAAAGGAAAAGCUACGUGUUUCUUUUGUAAAUGUCCUCUUUCAAAUAAAUCCAUAAGAUGUUUGUAUUAA
Eleginops maclovinus (Patagonian blennie) is the source of this 1513-nucleotide messenger RNA. RefSeq names its product NIP7 nucleolar pre-rRNA processing protein (gene nip7). Gene Ontology annotation, molecular function: RNA binding. Gene Ontology annotation, biological process: ribosomal large subunit biogenesis; ribosome assembly. NCBI's taxonomy places the organism in Eukaryota, Metazoa, Chordata, Actinopteri, Perciformes, Eleginopidae. The record is from RefSeq and is a predicted model, not a curated record. Gene Ontology annotation, cellular component: nucleus; preribosome, large subunit precursor; nucleolus.